This is a messenger RNA of Pungitius pungitius (ninespine stickleback), 1387 nucleotides long. It is a transcript of the gene dtwd2, whose product is annotated as DTW domain containing 2. Bases 459 to 1316 code for a protein of 285 amino acids. Lineage: Eukaryota; Metazoa; Chordata; Actinopteri; Perciformes; Gasterosteidae. The transcript has 6 exons. The record is from RefSeq and is a predicted model, not a curated record.
GCUUAUUCACAUGGAGACUGUUAUAAACAUAUUAUAUUUCCACAACAAAAUGAAAUGUUUUUUGUUUAAUACAGGUGUCAGCAAUUGAAUAGUUUAAAGGUACAUUUGACAACUUCCAGAUUUUUGUUUUUUUUAUUGCGUGCCCGAUUUGAAAGCCAACUGACAUUUAUGGCUAGCAAGCUAGCACAGCCAACACAACGUCAACGUAUCUGAAUGAAUGUAGCAUUAGCUGCUACUUUAGCGUUGCUAAUUUACGUUACGUUGGUGGUGACUAGAGGAACCCUACAGCGGAUACAAGUUAGACAAACGAGUCACACGAAGCCCCUCAAGCCUUGUUGGGAAAAUGUAUUUUUAUUUAUAUAACUAGCAGUGUUUCUAGUUGGUGUAUUUCUAUGCUACACGUCCUUCCUCGGCGCCGUGUUUUGAGUUGGACCUGUUAGCAUUUUGCUAACUCCGCAAUGGACCAUGUCUCCGGCUUUUGCCCGUCGAUCUCUUCCGAAGAAAACGGAGAAGCCAACGGGGACAACUCGUCGGCGGACGACGAACUCGUGGACGCGUUCGGCGACCUGGCUGCCCUCCCGGUCGAGGUCGGCGAGAGAAGACCGACUUGUUUACGGUGCCGUCGCCCUCAGAAGGUGUGUCUCUGUCCUUUUCUACCAACACAACCCCUGGACGUCUCCACGUGUCUGUACGUGGUGCAGCAUCCCGCAGAGGAGAGCCGGGUUCUCCGCACGGUGCCGCUGCUCGCUGCUUGUCUGCCACCCGGAAAAUGCAACGUCAUCGUGGGCAGGAGAUUCAAUGAGGAAAAGCACCCGGAGCUGGCAGCGGUGUGUCGGGACAGCAGGACGCUGAUCCUGUACCCGGGUCCCUUGUCCCAGAACCUGGAGGAGUUGGUGCAGUACCAGGAAGUGGGAACGGCCAAGAACAAUGUGAUCAUCAUAGACGGCACCUGGAGUCAGGCCAAAAACAUGUUCCUCAAAAACAGCCUGUUCCACCUGCCCAAACAGGUGCAGCUAAACCGGAAUCUUUCCAGUCAGUACGUGAUCCGCACACAGCCCUCCAACAUCUGCCUGUCCACGCUGGAGUGCGCCGCCGUGGCUUUAUCCAUCCUGGAGCACAACGACAACAUCCAGGAGGUCCUGCUGAGGCCCCUGAAAGCCCUGUGCUCCUUCCAGCUGCAGCACGGCGCCCAGGUCCACCACAGCAAGGAGCACCUGCUGAAGAACGGCAUGUACGACAAGCCCAUGCCCAAGAACAAGCGCAAGAUCAAGAGGAUGGAGAAGCUGGUCACCGACCACAACGUCUGCCCGAGAUGAGGCAGCGAGGGGGGGGGGUCAUCUGAGCAGGACUGUAUCAUCAGGGCACUCCGAAAACCACUGGAACCUUU